UCAAAUUCACAGCACUCCGCAUCAGCACUUUGUGCUGUGCAGACUCUGAGCAGGGAGUGUGUGGGCCCUGGAUAACCAGGGAGUCCAGAGCUACUGAGCCUCCUGCAGAAGCACCCCGACGAGGAACACCAGCGACGCCAGCCCCUGCUCCUGCUGCUGGAGGCUCCGUGGAGUGGUCUGUGUAUGUGUGUCUAAGAAAAUCCUUUGCACAGCAUGCCUCUUGCAGGAACACCGGCUCCCAACAAGAAGAGAAAGCCUACUAAGCUCAUUUUAGAACUAACCCAAGAAGUCAUGCCACAAGAAGGGUCCAAGCUGAACCUGGGGAAGAAGAUCAGCAUCCCCCGGGAUGUGAUGCUGGAAGAGCUCUCUCUCCUCACCAACAAAGGAUCCAAGAUGUUCAAACUUCGCCAGCUAAGGGUGGAGAAAUUCAUAUAUGAGAAUAAUCCAGAUGUUUUCACCGACAAUUCUGUGGAUCAUUUUCAGAGGUUCAUCCCACCUGUUGGGGGACACUAUGGAGUUGAUGCUCAUGGUUACUCAUAUAGUGGUGGGAGGAUGGUCAGUGGUGUAACUGUAGGGCCAUAUGGAUCCAGUAAGCUACAAUAUGCCCCCACCCCUCCUCCAAAACCUGGAAGCAAAGGUGGACCUGGAGGAACUGGAGCUGGGGGAACUGGAGGUGGCCACACAGAGGGAUCUGCCGGCACAGAAGGAGGAGUGAACGGCGGAGGAGGAAGUGAUACCACUGGUGGAAAAGGUGACAACAAAGGUGGGAGUGGGAAACAUGUCUCCAUUUUUAAGACCUACAUCUCACCAUGGGAAAGAGCUCUGGGCCUUACCCCACAAGAGAAAAGUGAAUUCACAAUUGACCUCUUGUCUUAUGGCAGCAAAGCAGAACUCUGCCGUUAUAAAUCUUUUAACAGGUCUGCAGUACCUUAUGGAGGAUAUGAGAAAGCCGCCAAGCUGAUGACCUUCCAAAUGCCUGAAUUUGAUGCUGGCCCUUUACCUGAACCUGUCAUUGUUUAUAAUCAAGAAGUCACCAACAGACCCUCUUUCAACAGGACCCCAGUACCCUGGCUGGGGUCAGGAGAACCUGCUGAAUACAACAUUGAGGUGAAUGUGCCAGUGGCUGGUGAAACAGAAGAAUUAUAAAACCACACCUCCCCCUCCUUUGUCUCAACCCUGCUCACUUCCAAGUCUGUUACAAGGAGCUAAAAAAUGUACUUCCAGUCCCAGAGAGUUGUCUUCAUCUUUGGCCCUAGAACAGCCAAAUUCCCAGUAGGUUCUAACACAUCUUUGCUGUGGUGUUUAGCCAUAUCAGAGGUAGAAGAGGGAAAGUACUAGUGAGCAAGAAAGAAGAAGGGAAGGAAGGGAAGGAAGAAAGUGAGAGAGAGAAAUGGCUUAUGUAUUUGCCCAUGAAGACAAAAAAGAAAAAGAAAAGAAAAAGACAGCCUUAGGUGUUUAAAGAUAAUCAGUGCUGCCUGCCUGCCUGCUCUGUACUGAGUUUGUCCCUAUUCUGUCAUUUGGCAAAAAUGAAUAAAGCAUCUAGAAAGAAAGAG
Messenger RNA from Hemicordylus capensis (graceful crag lizard), 1553 nucleotides. It is a transcript of the gene MYOZ1, whose product is annotated as myozenin 1. The record is from RefSeq and is a predicted model, not a curated record. The coding region runs from base 214 to 1146 and encodes 310 amino acids. Lineage: Eukaryota; Metazoa; Chordata; Lepidosauria; Squamata; Cordylidae. The transcript is spliced from 6 exons. Gene Ontology annotation, cellular component: actin cytoskeleton; Z disc. Gene Ontology annotation, molecular function: actin binding; FATZ binding; telethonin binding.